AUGAAAGCGUCCAGAACGUCAAGACACGCUACUCCCAACAAGCCCCCCGACAGCGUGCUUUUGUGCUCGAUGCUCGUCACACAACUCGCUUGCCAGCACCGCGUACCAGCUGUCCUUCUGACUGACGGUAUAGACUUCAGUGUAUACCCAACCAACGUGCCUCUACCACAAGAGACUGCUCAUGACUCAAUGCAUAUCCGCCAAGGCGCGCUGCAUUGCAUUGGCGCCAAUACCGUUGCCGCUGCCGCACUUGAGCGCUGCGAGAACAGUGCCCAGGCUUGGCAGGUGCUCAUGGCCUCCCGAGCGAGGAGAGCACUCGGUGACGCACUGGUAUCGAAAAUCUCCAAGAAAUGUCUUGCUGUGGGUCGAAACUAUGUGGAGCACGCUAAAGAAAUGGGUCAUGAAGUGCCUAGUGUUUCCCAGGAACCGUUUUUCUUCAUGAAACCUACGACGUGCUAUUUGCGCGAAGGGAGACCGAUCCUCCUGCCAAUUGGCUCUGAGCCAGAGCACGAGGUUGAGCUAGGACUUGUCAUAGCGCGUAGGUGCAAACGUGUGCCUAGAGAUGCAGCGUUUUCGUUCAUUGCGGGGUACCUCGUUUGCAUAGACGUGACAGCGCGACGCUGGCAACGCGAGGCGAAAGCCAAAGGACUACCCUGGACACUAGCGAAAAGCGCUGACUCGUUCCUGCCCAUGUCUCGCUUUAUUCGACGUGAGGAGGUGCAUGAUCCACAACGGCUGUGGCUGUGGCUGAAAGUUAACGGGCAGCUUCGCCAGCGUGGUUGCACUGUCGACAUGGUCCACGAUAUCGCUAGUCUCGUGCACUACGCCUCGCGGUGGAUGACCCUCGAGGAGGGCGACAUCAUCCUAACCGGCACGCCAGCUGGUGUGGGGCCCCUCUUGCACGGCGACAUCGUCGAAGCCGGGAUCGAGGAACUCGUCUCCAUGAAGUUCGUAUGUGAGACGGACACAGGCUCGCCGAUCUAA
This is a messenger RNA of Cyanidioschyzon merolae strain 10D, 984 nucleotides long. RefSeq names its product 2-hydroxyhepta-2,4-diene-1,7-dioate isomerase. The transcript has a single exon. Gene Ontology annotation, molecular function: acetylpyruvate hydrolase activity. Lineage: Eukaryota; Rhodophyta; Bangiophyceae; Cyanidiales; Cyanidiaceae. The record is from RefSeq and is a predicted model, not a curated record. Bases 1 to 984 code for a protein of 327 amino acids. Gene Ontology annotation, cellular component: mitochondrion.